Messenger RNA from Neltuma alba, 2610 nucleotides. RefSeq lists its product as uncharacterized. The coding region runs from base 33 to 2516 and encodes 827 amino acids. The record is from RefSeq and is a predicted model, not a curated record. The transcript has 8 exons. Lineage: Eukaryota; Viridiplantae; Streptophyta; Magnoliopsida; Fabales; Fabaceae.
AGCUGUAUUUUGUUAAGAAUAGUCUUCCCGAAAUGGUGUCAGAUGAUCAUAACGUUGUUAGACUAUUUCACCAGAUUGACUCCUCUAAUGUGCUGCGAAGGUAUCAUCUUGAAGUGGGAAGUUCCAUACAUACUUUGGGGAAUGAUUUUGUCACAAAAUUCAUAUCUAUAAAUGGUUUCAACAUCCCUGUCUCAAAUGAAGGAAUGAAGAAUAUGGCACAAAAGCUAGAGGUUCUUUUCUUGGAAAAUGUCCAAGGAGACUUCAAAAACAUCUUCCCUAGCAUGAUUCCAAUAAAAAAAGAGUGUAUGAAAGAGUUGACAGAAUUUUUACUUCACGGUUCCGACAACAUAGAAUGCUUCAUUGACACCACAAAUCAUCAACUAUUUCAGGCUACAACUGUUUUCUCCAGGUUGCUAAAGCUAAGAAUUAAAACCAUGAAGUGCUUCAAGGCCUUGUGCUGUGGUCCGCUUCCUUUCAAUCUUUUUGAGAAUUUACAAGAGCUGUUCAUUGCAGAGUGUAGCCAAUUGCACUGUAUUGUCUCUGUGGGCAAGCUGAAUUUUUGUAAUCUCAAGCACUUACAAUUGGAGGAUUGUCCAAAGUUGGCAUCUAUCUUCACAUAUUCCACUGCUCAAACUAUGGUCUCGUUGGAAAUCCUGACAGUACGAGAUUGCAUCUCCCUGAAGCAUAUAAUAGAAGAUGAGGAGGAAGAUGACAUUACUCUGGCAGUGCCUAUCUUCCAAAGUUUGAAACGAGCGUGCGUCAAGGGAUGUCAGCAUUUGGAAUUCAUCAUACCAGCAUCUUCUCUUGGCGGCCUUUCACAACUAGAGAGUCUGGAAAUAGAAGAUGCCAGUCUGUUGAAACAUGUAUUUGGUAAAUAUGAACGUGAAGAAGGCCAAAAUCAGAGUGAAUCCAACGGUAUGGUUGGUCUUCCAUAUCUGAAAAUUUUAAAACUUGUUGACUUGCCAAAUGUCACAAGCAUCGGCCCACAGAGUUAUCACAUAAGUUGGCCGAAUGUUGCUAAACAAUAUAUAAAGGGAUGUCCACAAUUGAGCAUCCCAUCUGAUUUAGAUUCAGAAGCAAUUCAGCAAAGUGGUGGCAAGUCCAGGGAGCAGGAGUUGGAAUUUCCAGCAAAACAAAGCAGCGACAUGGUUGUGGAAAGCGUAGAAAAAAGGAAAGAAGUUGAUGAGGCAGUUGUUGGAAAUCAUUCUGUACAUUCCUUGUCACCUAUCAUGGCUUCAGGUUCGAGUGAAUUUUUUGCCAGCCACCAAGACAAAGGAUUACCAUCACAUACUAGAUCAACUUAUUCAAAUGAAGACAGAGGCUUUGCUAUUGUCCCUUCUAAUAUUCAAGAUGAUUAUGUAAAUAGAGAGAAUCAGAGGGGCAAUAAUGACAUUCCAAGUGGAUCUAUCUCAACAGGUUCAGAUUUUCACUUGCUGAAGCAGGAUGAUACUGUACAAUCAGCUGCAGAGGUUCAUCCCCACUUACAAGAAUUCCAAAACGUGGACACUGAAGAAGACCUUCAAAAGCAUAAAGGCUGUCCAGUUGAUUCAAUGAACCUGCAAGAGAGUAGCAGAAAAACAGGAAAGGGAAGCCCUCAUAAGGAUACUGGACUAGAAGAAUCAAAAGUGGGAACAUCAACCCAGGAGUUGAUCGAUAAAGAACAACAGUUUGAACUCGAUGCAAAAGUUGCAAAGGUUCAAGACGCUACAGAGGUUCAUCCUCGGUCAAAAGAAUUUGAUGUAAUGGCUCACACCCAAGAAGGCCUUCAAGAGCAAAACUUUUGUUCAGUUGGUUCAAUGAACUCGAGAGAGAGUAACAUAGAAAUAGCAAAGGUCAGUUUUGACAAAGAUUCUGCAGCAGAAGAACCAACAGUCGGAACUUCAUCGGAGGUGUUGAUUGACAAACAACCACAGACUGCGACGGACCCACAACAAGCUCUUCAAGAAUACAAAGCGGCUCUUCCUCAGCCCGUGGAUCCAACAGUGCUUUCACCAAGUACUAGCAUCGCUACCACUCCCCUGACCUCAGAAGCACUGACUUCAUCUUCAACGAAGCAGCACCCUCCCGCAGUGGAGUUGGUUGAUUCUCAUGGUCUAUUUAAGAUUAAGGAAAGACGAGCUCGCUUACUUGAUGAAGCAUUUGUCAAAUAUCCACAUUUAAGGGAAUGGAAACUCACACAAAGGACUCCUAAGAUUUGCAAGAUGGGAUACAAGUGCUUAGCUGACAUGCUAGCAUUUUUAAAAUCAGAGACACCAAAGACAAUGGAUGAUUCAAAGAUGGAGGAAUUUGAAAAUCUAUAUUAUGAACUGGAAUUUUUUGGCUUUGACAAGAUUUGGUUGGCAUCUACUCGCCAGAGACUGAAGGAUAUGCUAGCUGAUCAUGAUAACAAGUUGAAGCAGCUGGAUCAGUUGGAGUCUCAAAUUAGCAACUUAGAAGAACGACUUAGUGAUGCAAGAGCAAGCUUGGCCAGCGUGAAGGAUGAUCUCGCAAAACCCGGCGAUGUAUUUGGCUUUUAAGUAUGGUUUGUAUUGAGACGUAUAGCUCGCUGCGUUCAUAACACUUCUAAAAAAACUACUCCGUUAUAUAUGUAAAAGUUAGUUAGGGGGUUUU